AUGUCCACCUCUAAUGCUUCUAAUGGUAAUGCUCUGGCCGGUGCUAGCGCCGGCGUCGAAUCUCCGCUCCUUGAAGAAUUCAUCCAUGGUGAUGCUGAUAAAAAACAUACCUCCCAUGGAGGUGGUGGUUGGAGGGCUGCUUAUUUCAUAAUAGGGGUGGAAUUUGCAGAGAGAUUCACAUACUAUGGCAUAGGAUCGAAUCUCAUAAGCUACUUAACGGGGCCGCUCCAACAAUCUACAGCUGCAGCGGCGGCGAGCGUGACCUUGUGGGCGGGGAUGGUGUGCAUACUUCCCCUCGUUGGAGCUUUCGUAGCUGAUUCAUUUCUUGGUCGUUAUCGCACCAUUAUCAUUUCCUCCGGCAUUUAUAUCUUGGGAACAGGAUUGUUGACACUAUCGGCAAUAGUUCCUUCUCUCAGUCCCUAUGAAUGCCAAAAUAGUACUGAAAAGGCCAGCCCGUGCUCUGCUUCCCGACUCCAAAUUGUGCUUUUCUACUUGUCUCUAUAUCUAGUGGCAAUUGCAUUAGGCGGACACAAGCCUUGCAUUCAAGCAUUUGGUGCGGAUCAGUUUGAUGAGCAUGACAUUGAAGAGUGCAAGGCCAAGAGCUCCUACUUCAACUGGUGUUUUUUCGGUUUAUAUGCAGGCACUUUAAUAGCAAUAUUGAUCGUAAGCUACAUUCAGGAAAAUUUAAGCUGGGUGCUUGGUUUUGGACUCCCAUGCAUUGUAAUGGUGAUUGCAUUGAUCAUUUUCUUGCUUGGAUCCAAGACUUAUCGGUAUAGUGUCAAAGGGGAUGAGAAAAGACAAUUACUGAGAAUUGGAACGGUGUUUGCUGCCGCGACAAAGAAUCGGCAAUUAUGUGCCCCUUUGGAUCUAUCUAUGAAAGAACCUGCAGAAGCUGGAGAAAACUUGCCUCCCCAGGGUUCUAAACAAUUCAAGUUUCUAGACAAAGCCCAGGAUGCACAAGAUUCUUCAGAGGCAGGUAGGAAGGUGUGCAGCGUGGGUGAGCGUGAAGAAGCGAAGGCAAUGCUAAGACUAGUUCCAAUAUGGGUAACAAGUUUGGUUUAUGCCAUUGUCGUUACACAGCCUUCAACUUUCUUCACCAAGCAAGGAACCACCAUGGAGCGAAGGCUCGGAUCAAAAUUCGAAAUACCUGCUGCCUCGCUCCAAGCCAUCAUCAGCCUCUCCAUUGUUCUCCUCGUUCCCGUUUACGAUCGCAUUUUCGUCCCCAUGGCGAAGUCCCUGAGUGGGAAACCCUCAGGCAUAACAAUGCUUCAGAGAAUCGGAACCGGGAUGUUGGUCUCUACCCUUUCAAUGGUAACCGCAGCAAUAGUGGAGGCGAAACGGCUCGAGGCUGCUCGAGACCACGGGCUGGUGGACGAGCCGACGGCAACUGUCCCGAUGAGCGUGGGGUGGCUGGUUCCGCAGUAUGUGCUGAGUGGGGCUUCGGACGUGCUGGCUGUGGUUGGGCUGCAGGAGUUUUUCUACGAUCAGAUGCCAAGUAAAUUGAAGAGCGUGGGUCUGUCUGUUUUCCUGAGCAUAUUUGGCGUUGGGGGGUUUUUAAGCAGCUUUCUGGUGUCUGGCAUUGAUAAAGUAACGGAUGGGGAAGGGCGAGAUAGUUGGUUUGCGGAUAAUCUUAACAGAGCACACCUUGAUUACUUCUACUGGCUGCUGGCUGGAUUGGGUGCCAUACAAUUGCUCGUCUACGUGUAUUUUGCAAAAUCCUACGUAUAUAAUAGGGUGAGUACUGCUGGCUAG
Messenger RNA from Malania oleifera, 1752 nucleotides. RefSeq names its product protein NRT1/ PTR FAMILY 5.10-like. The transcript is spliced from 4 exons. Bases 1 to 1752 code for a protein of 583 amino acids. Lineage: Eukaryota; Viridiplantae; Streptophyta; Magnoliopsida; Santalales; Ximeniaceae. Gene Ontology annotation, biological process: dipeptide transport; transmembrane transport. Gene Ontology annotation, cellular component: membrane. The record is from RefSeq and is a predicted model, not a curated record. Gene Ontology annotation, molecular function: dipeptide transmembrane transporter activity; tripeptide transmembrane transporter activity.